Molecule: messenger RNA, 1425 nt
Organism: Peronospora matthiolae
Lineage: Eukaryota; Oomycota; Peronosporomycetes; Peronosporales; Peronosporaceae
Source: the annotation of a GenBank genome assembly
AUGCGGUUCCUGCACCUGAUUCGGCCCGUCAUGUGCGUGCUGCCCGAGGUGGCGCACCCGGACCGCAAGAUCCCGUUCCGCGAGAAGGUGCUCUGGACGAUCAUCACGCUCUUCAUCUUCCUCGUGUGCUGCCAGAUCCCGCUCUACGGCAUCCAGACGUCCAAGUCGUCGGACCCGCUCUACUGGAUGCGCGUCAUCCUGGCGUCGAACCGCGGGACGCUCAUGGAGCUCGGCAUCAGUCCCAUCGUCACGUCCGGCCUCGUCAUGCAGCUCCUGGCCGGGUCCAAGAUGAUUGAAGUGGACCAGUCGCUCAAGGAAGACCGCGUGCUCUUUAGCGGCGCCCAGAAGCUCUUUGGGAUCCUCAUUACGCUCGGGGAAGCCGUGGCCUACGUGGUCUCGGGCAUGUACGGCAACAUCUCGGACAUUGGCGCGUUCAACGCCAUCCUCAUCAUCCUCCAGCUCCUCUGUGCCGGUGUCUUGGUCAUUAUCCUCGACGAGAUGCUGCAGAAAGGCUAUGGCCUCGGCUCGGGCAUCUCGCUCUUUAUUGCGACGAACAUUUGUGAGAACAUUGUGUGGAAAGCCUUUUCGCCCACGACGAUCAAUACUGGACGAGGCACGGAGUUUGAAGGCGCGAUCAUUGCGCUGUUCCAUCUGCUGAUCACGCGCUCGGACAAGCUUCGGGCACUUAAGGAAGCGUUCUACCGCCAGAACUUGCCCAAUGUGACCAACUUGCUGGCGACGAUGUUUGUCUUUAUUGUCGUGAUCUACUUUCAAGGGUUCCGGAUUGACCUGCCGGUCAAGUACCAGAAGCUGCGUGGACAGCAAGGCACGUACCCGAUCAAGCUCUUUUACACGUCCAACAUGCCGAUUAUCCUGCAGACGGCACUGGUGUCGAACUUGUACUUCAUCUCGCAGCUGCUGUACAGGAAGUUCAGUGGCAACUUUUUGGUCCGUCUGCUCGGUGUGUGGCAGGAUGUGGAAGGCAGUGCCGGACAGACUGUACCGGUCGGCGGGGCUGCGUACUACAUGUCGGCCCCGAGCAAUUUGGCGCAGAUCUUGUACGACCCGCUGCGUUUCGUGCUCUACGUCGUCUUCAUCCUGGGCUCGUGUGCACUCUUUUCCAAGACGUGGAUUGAGAUCUCGGGCUCGUCGGCUCGUGACGUGGCGAAACAGCUGCGCGACCAGCAGAUGGUGAUGAAGGGCCACCGUGACUCGUCGAUUGUGCACGUGCUGAACCGCUACAUUCCUACAGCUGCUGCGUUCGGUGGCAUGUGCAUUGGUGCACUGUCAAUGGUGGCUGACCUGCUGGGUGCUAUCGGUUCGGGCACUGGUAUUUUGCUGGCUGUGACCAUUAUCUACCAGUACUUCGAGACGUUUGCACGGGAGCAGGCAGAGAUGCCGCUUAGCGGCCUGUUUGGCUUCUAA